Molecule: messenger RNA, 3601 nt
Organism: Epinephelus moara (kelp grouper)
Lineage: Eukaryota; Metazoa; Chordata; Actinopteri; Perciformes; Serranidae
Product: protein phosphatase 1 regulatory subunit 1B-like
Exons: 5
Coding region: 188-751 (187 amino acids)
Biological process (GO): intracellular signal transduction
Cellular component (GO): cytoplasm
Molecular function (GO): protein phosphatase inhibitor activity
Source: RefSeq, a predicted model, not a curated record
GUGUGUGUGUAGGGAGGGACAGGGAGGGACACAGAAAGAGGCGCGCGAGAGAGGAGGACGCAGGCAACGCUGUCAGACGCAACUCAAGAGUCCAAAACACGACUGGUGGGACAGUUUUGACAUUUUGGGAGACAGUUUUAUCUGAAGUGGACAUUUUUUUGGGGGGACAUCUGACGGGCUGGUUGCCAUGGACCCGCUGCUGCCCGUGGACACGGAGGUGAUGGAGCGAGAUGCGGACAAGGAUGCGAGGAGGAAGAUCCAGUUCUCCGUGCCUUCCUCCGUGCCCACCCAGCUGGACCCGCGACAGGUGGAGAUGGUGAGCGCGAGGAUUCGACGUCGGAGGCCGACACCAGCCACACUCUUCAGAUUGACAGACCCACCAUCACCAGAGGAAGAUAUUGGCCCUCACCAGUGGGUUCUGGGGGAAAAUGGAGCACUGAAAGCCAAACUGGUUCACACGUCAUCCUACCAGCCACCCUCACUUAAAGCUGUCCAGAGGAUGGCCCAGGCCCACCUAGCAUCCCUAGACAUGUCCUCUGUGGACAAAGAGGAUCCAUCUUCUGGGGAGGAAGAUGAGGAACGUGAGAAGGAAAGCCCGCAAACAGCCUCAGCUACAGAUCUAAGGGAAGAAAGCAAACCUCUCAGGGAUCAGUGUUCUCUGCCGGUCAGUUUGACAGGCAGUGCUGAUCCCAGCCGUCACCACGGAGAUGAAGAGGAGGCCAAAGAAAGCGAGGAGAAAAAAGGAGAAUGACAAAAGAAUAGGCCUCCGAUGGAGACAGAGUGUUAGUGUGGAACAGACUUGCAUAGCACACGUAUAGGCCAUGUGUGUGCGUGCAUGGGUGCACGUAUGUGUGUGUUAUUUGGGUCUGUGAGUGUGUGCAUGUAUGCGACAAAAGAGCUAAAUGUGGAAAAGACUGAGAGAGGAAAACAGAUGGACAUUGAGGAAGGUCAGAAUAUUAAUGAGCGGGAAUGAGGAAAAGUUUAACCUGAGACUUGUGAUGGAAAUCAAGUCUCGGUCAGACGAGGAAGUCAGGGCUAAAUUCCAAUCAGCCAAGGACACUGCACAAGAAAUAUGAGAACUGCAACGAACUGUGGCAUUUUCUCAAGCAAAUAAAUGCGUGUUGGUUUUUUUUUGGUUCAGGAUUUAACAGAAUUUAUGAGACUUGCUCCUUGAGUAGUUUUUUGUUUCGUCCAGAAAACCAUAUCCAUGUGUGACGAAUCAGAUUUUGAAUCACCUUUAUUCACAUCAUGUACAGGACAUGUCACAUAGUGAUACUGGUGCUAAAACACACAUCUUAACAACAACUAGAAAGAGCACAUGAUGCACACACCUCAAGAAAACAUAAGCCAUCAUGUAAAAUACAUACACACCAUCUUAGAAAUAUUUUACAAACAUGUAAGAUCGAUUUUAAGUGUUGUGCAAAAAUGUUUGAUGAGGUUGUUAUUUUAAAGUAUGUCUCACACAGUUCGGCCAAAUAUUAUAAGUAAGAUCCUGGGGCUAUUAUAUGAUACACAGAUAUGAUACUAUAGAUACCAGAAGUGUGGACUCAAGUCACAUAACUUGGACUCGAGUCUGUUUUAAGUAAAAAAUGAUCAAAAAUGUGAUGACUUUACACUGGACUUGUUAACAUCAAGGACUCCUGACUUUACUUGGAUUUAAGCCUUUUACUUGAAAAUGCUUUAUACCUUCCCCCAAGCCCAAAGAUUAAAAAGAAGGUAAAAAAAAGUGCGCUACAAAUCCUUCCCUUCUUGAAUCAACGCUAUUCGACACUUGAACCAAGGCUCCAACCCACUGAACCAAUUCAACAGUGUCAAAUCAAGUUGCAGGAGAGAACCAUGAAGAACUAACGAUACGUUACUGAGCACAAGUUAGAAAAAAUGAUACCAACCAUAAUUUUAUUCAUGUACAAAAACUACACAUAGUCAAUAAAAAACUAUUUUCCAGUAUGCAAAACAAGCAGGUCAAAAAUUACAGAUGGAGACGCAACAACAUUCAAUGAAAUAGCGUUAGUUUAGGCAGGACCCGAUGUCAAGCUCAGCUCACAUCCCAGCUACAUCAGCUGAUCUCAAACAGCCCAAUCAAUUGAUGGAACAGUGGACUGAUGGAAGGGAGUCAGCUGAUGGGUCACAUGAUUCCUUUCUAUGCAACUAUUGGCAAAUCUCAUAUAGGGCGCCCUAUUUAAACUGCUCUGGCCUGCCUACUGUGGCCUCCACCCCAGCUCCUCCUUUUAAUGCUAUGUCUGACUUAUCAGUGUCAUUUCUGUUUGUCAUUGAUGCUGCUCUGUUCUGUUCCUGAGGGGCUCUUUGCUGCUGCUCUCUCUGCCUUAGGCUUUCCAUGUAGACACAUGGAAGGGCAGGGAGGUGUACUCUCUCUGCCUCAGGCUUUCCUUGUUUGCACGUGGAAGGACAGAGAUGUGUGCUCUCUGCCCUAAGGCUUUCCAUGAAGGCGCAUGGAAGGGCAGGGAGGUUUGCUCUCUCUCUGCCUUAGGCUUUCCACGAAGGCACGUGGAAGGGCAGGGAGGUUUGCUGUCUCUGCCUUAGGCUUUCCAUGAAGGCACAUGGAAGAGGCUUUCUCUGUUGGCCCGAGGAAAGGCAGAACAGGCCCCAGAACAGAGCCAUACCGCCAAACAUAAUACUGCAAAUGGAAAUAAAGUUUUCUUUGACUAAAGCGGUCCUGACUGAACUACAAGUUUUAAAAAGCAUUGAUGAUUUUUGUAAAUGUAACAUAUUAUUACUCUGUAGUUAAAAUGGCAUCACAUUUGAUGAAGAGCACAUUAUGACUUGUUUAGGGCUUGAAACUCAAAGUUUAAGACUUUCGACUCAGAUCUUGUCUGCCUUGGGACUUAAGUGCAGAGAACUGAGACUUACUUGUAGCCUGUAAAACGAUGACUUAGUUCCACCUCUGUUAGAUACUAUAUUACAUGAUAUACUACAGCAUGAUUAAUAUACAGUAUUCAAUAAUAUUGCAGAGCCAGUCCCUGCUGGAAUUAACCAAGGAGCUGUACGGCUGCUUCCAGAGUCACAAAACUGCUCUUUCAGCUUACUUUUCUCAACCUUGUAGAUGUUUGCGUGCAAGGUCAAGAAAAUCAGAGGAUGGAUUACAAACGAUUUGAGCGUAGUCACAGCCACAGCAGACCAGAUUAAAUCAUAUCAGACUAAUCCAACUAAUCACGAUAAUGCGGCACAGUUUUUCCGGUUUGAUAUUAUGAACAGGCUUUUUGUAACACAGCGAUUAGCAAGCAUGAUCUGUUUGGUACGACACAGAUGAUAGGUGGGAACUGAAAGAAGACCUAUUUUUACAAUACAUAUAUAUAUAUAUAUGAUGAGUGUGAAGGUUUGUUCUUGACCUUGUAUAUAAAUGUUUUGUGUUGCUGAUCAAACAAGUUUAAUGGGCUAUUGUUGUUUGUGUGGUUGUAUGUCUGUUAAAAUUUAAUCUGUAGGAAUGUGCAAUGCUCCAGUCAUAUUUCUUUUCUAAGAAAAGAAAGACAAAAGGCUUUAUUGGGCAUUUCAGUUAUCACAUGAAGUGGAGAUGUAUCUUUGAUAUAUGACAAAGUGUAGUAUGUGUUUGAAUACAACAAAUGACAGCAGACAGUGAGUUUUA